AAGAAAGGGAGGGAGAGCGAGAGAGAGGGAGCAAGGGACCAGCACGUACUAUUGGGUCGCAAUCGAGAAUUUCCCCAAGUUUGUGGGAAGAACUAGUUUGGAUUGGCUCCCUCAAGUGGUGUCGUAGGCCCUGUCUCUUUUGCAAGUUUUCGUCGGCUGGAGUGCAAAUGAUAGCCAGGUUUUCUCGUAAGCCUGCCAGGUGUUUGAUGCUUUGCAACUGUUCUUUUUAAUCUGAUAUCUCUUGGGGAAUAUAAAGGGAUCCCAUAUUCUUUAUGUUAGAAGCUUUAAAAUUUCCAACUUGAUACGAAUUUUUCCCUAUAAUGAGAACAAAAAUUAGUUUUUUGGAGGGUGGAAGCUGGGCUGGGUCAUAAUCUUGGCGACAAGAUGACAUCUUUCCCGAUAUUUGAAGCUAUGGAAGGUUUAUUUUGGUGAUAGAUGGACGUUUUGCUUCGUUUUGGAGCAUAUUAGUAUGUUCCUUACCUUUCUUUGAAAUCACAAUAGUCUGGUGUAGGAAGCUCGAAUCCAUUCAACCUGCAGUUGAGAAUUGGAAGUGCUUCAGCUGUUGUUCCAAUACUUUGUGUAACAUUGUAGAGGCUGAUAUAGUUUUCUUUUGGUGGGUAGAAGCUGAUAUUUUGGAGGGCAGAAGCUGAUGUAGUUUCCCUUUUUAAUUUAUGGUUUUGUUUGGGAAUAGAGAUGCUGCAAAAUGUUUAGUCUCUUUCUGAGUGCCCUUUGGUAGAUAUAUCCUUUUGGGCAUUAUCUCGUUCACUUCAUAAACAUCAUGAUGUUGUUGCGUGGUUGCCCUGAAACCUGCAUAACAUCUUAUGGCUCUCCUUUAGAAAGCAGUUCAUUCAAAAGAAAAAGAUCCCAGGUACCAUUUUACUACCAUCAACUGAAUUUUCUAUUGGGCAAAGAGAGAAUCUGCCGAAAUCUCCUUAUAGUGGAUGGAUCAGUGUUGUCUAUGGUGGCCAAAAGUGGUAGAUGGGAUGGAUCCAAGCCUCUGGAGAUGUCAGGAAUUAGUUAUCUUCUCUUCUCUAGAAGAAGGGAUAAUCUGGUGACUUUUUCCAGUUUUAAAGCUGGACUUGUUUAUGAGAAAGAAGCCAGCAUGUCUCCAUGGAAUCAGGAAAACCAGUUCAUCGCUGAUAAUAAUGAAGACAUGCAGCCACCUUUUGUGACUCCAGUGGUUCCAGAGGAGCUUAUCAUUGAGCCAAGAAGUGGGCCAUCUUCCACUAACUCAGCAAGGGAACACCAUCUUUCUGAAGUGAAAUUGCACUAUUUAGAAGAAAGGGAUGAAGAGACAUUAUCAAAAAGGAUUUUGAGCCUUAGCAGAUCUAAUAAAGGCAGAAGUGCCUUGGAAUUAUAUACGUCAAUGGAAGUCUCUGGCCUUCAACCGAAUGCACAUGCUUGCAACUCUCUUCUCUCUUGUCUUCUGAGAAAUGGAUCACUUAGGGAUGCAUUGAGGGUUUUUGAGACGUUAAGAAAGAAAGAAAUUGCUACAGGCCAUACAUAUAGCUUGAUACUCAAGGCUGUUGCCAGUGUUCAAGGUUGCGAUUCUGCCUUGGAAAUGUUUGAUGCAUUGGAAGAAGAAGGCAUAUCAAAGAAAAAGUUUGAUGCUAUUGUUUAUAAUACAAUGAUAUCGGUAUGUGGAAAAGCAAAGAAGUGGGUUGAGACAGAGAGAAUGUGGAGAAAACUCAGGCAGAAUGCUUUUAGAGGGACAAAAAUUACGUAUGACCUGCUUAUCAGCACUUUUGUGCAGUGUGGUCAGACAGAACUAGCAGUUGAUGCUUACCAUGAAAUGAUUCAAAAUGGACUGGAACCAAAUGAGGAUAUUAUGAAAGCAAUAAUUGCUUCUUGCACUAAGGAAGGGAACUGGGCAUUGGCUCUGAACAUUUUUCGAAAAAUGUUGAAUGAUGGAAUCAAGCCAAAUAUCAUUACCUUCAACUCAAUGAUCAACUGCCUUGCAAAGGCUGGGGAAGGAGACCUUGCAUUUAGUAUUUAUGAUAUGAUGAAGUCGUCGGGGCACACACCUGAUACAUAUACAUGGAGUGCAUUGCUCUGUGCCUUAUACAGAUCUAACAGAUAUGCCGAUGCCCUACAACUUUUUGAGGGAAUUAAAACAGAACAGCAUUCUCAGCUAAAUGCUCAAAUAUACAACAGUGCUUUAAUGUCUUGUCAAAGGCUUGGUUUAUGGGAGCGUUCAUUACAGCUUUUAUGGCAGAUGGAAAUAAGUGGAAUGCAAAUGUCAACUGUAUCUUAUAAUCAUGCAAUCGGUGCUUGUGAGGUUGCGAGGGAGCCACAUGUUGCCUUGCAAGUCUACCAGCAUAUGGUUCACAGAAAGUGUGCACCAGAUACAUUCACAUACCUAUCAUUGAUAAGGACUUGUGUUUGGGGAUCUCUUUGGACCGAAGUGGAGGAAAUCCUGGAGCAUGUUGAACCAAAUUCUUCCCUCUACAAUGCACUUAUUCAUGGAUUUUGUUUACGAGGCAAGAUCACCUUAGCAAAGAAGUUGUAUAUGAAGAUGCGCAGUAUUGGCCUUAAACCAGAUGGCAGAACAAGAGCCUUGAUGCUUCAGCACCUGCCAAAUAAUAGAGAUGGGUAGCAUGUAUGGGACACGAUGAAACACCUGCAGGAGUAGAACAACUGUACUUCCUUUGGGGUACCUUUGUCGGCAAUGUGUAAACCUUCUAUCUGGGCUCUAUGGUACCGCACAAAAACUGGAUGACAGGGUGACAAAUGGCCACUGUUGGUACAGCUUUCUUGGACAGCGAAGAACAAGGAAUGCAGCUAGCUUUUUCCCAUAGAUGCGUUACAAGAGGAAGAGACCUUUGCUUCAUAGAUAGUAAAAGGACCGCAUCACGGAGUUCGUCAACAAACUAUGCAUUUUGAUGGCGAAAGCAGCCUAUUCCCAUGGUUGAGGGCAACAACUUCAAGAACCGGUAGAGCAUCUAAUAGGUCUUCAUGGCACUUGUGAAGCAAACAGGUAUUUAAUAACUAGAAAAAAACACAGUAUCAGAACCCAGGAGUGUGGGGCUUCAGGCCACAUCCAUAAGCACUGUAGUACUGUGAACAAGAAAGGGGAGUAGCAUCGGACUUUUACUGCCAAGGGGUGAAGCUUAUGAAGCAUCGAGUAAGGAAGAGUGCUUGCUAAGGUGGAGCAUUGCACAUGUAUAGCAAGUAUUUGAGAGCCAAGCUUCAAAAAGUACGGUAUAAAAUUGAUUUUCUUAGCAUGACAGCUAUUUUAUAGCUUGUAACAUCUUGUAUGUAUUAAUUUUGUGUGUUGUAAAUAUACUUUAAGACCAUUACUGAGAUGGGGCAUAUGAUUGUGGUGCAGUAGAUUGGAUGCCUGGAUUGGAUAGGAAAGCAUCAAUCUGAAGCAUCCAGACAGCUCUUAAUCAAACUUCUGUUCGCUAUUUUCCAGCCUUUCUAUUUGUUUCUAAUAAUUAUCGCAGCCUGAGGAACUCAGUUGAGGCA
Molecule: messenger RNA, 3468 nt
Organism: Elaeis guineensis (African oil palm)
Lineage: Eukaryota; Viridiplantae; Streptophyta; Magnoliopsida; Arecales; Arecaceae
Product: pentatricopeptide repeat-containing protein At3g29290
Molecular function (GO): protein binding
Source: RefSeq, a predicted model, not a curated record